UGGAUAGGUGCGUGUGGGGGAAGUAGGAAACCACAUUACAAAAGGCAACCUCCCUAGACCAGUUCUACUACAACAAGGGAAGCCAAUGGCUAGGAAGACCCAUGCAACAUGGUGCAUCCUCUUUCUCCUCUCCAUUGCAUCUCUUUCUAGUGCUUGCGACACAUGCAAGUUCCCACCCAAAGGUUUUCCAGCUAAUCCAUUUUGCCCCAGGGAUACACUGAAACUGGGUGUAUGUGCCGAUCUGCUAGGAGGCUCGGUGGCCACCGUGAUCGGGACCCCACCUCGUAGCAAGUGUUGCACGGUGCUAGAUGGGCUGGUCGAUCUCGAGGCUGCCGCCUGCCUUUGUACUGCCAUCAAGGCCAAUGUGCUCGGCGUGGUCAACCUCAACGUGCCGGUUGCACUCAGCUUGUUGGUUAGCGCGUGUGGGAAGAAGAUACCAGAUGGGUUCAAGUGUAUCUAGGAUGUCGAAUCUCAGCCUCUGAUCUCCCCUUCUUCUGUUAUGUCCAUCUCAAGAUCUUGUUUGUUUUUUUUUUUCUUUUUGGUGUGGUUAGAGUUGCAUGCGAAAGUGUUGAUGUUGUAAUUCCGUUUGCUUCAAGAAGGUAUGGUAGUUAUUGCUCGGAUGUUGUUCGAGGUUUGAUA
Molecule: messenger RNA, 639 nt
Organism: Magnolia sinica
Lineage: Eukaryota; Viridiplantae; Streptophyta; Magnoliopsida; Magnoliales; Magnoliaceae
Product: 14 kDa proline-rich protein DC2.15-like
Exons: 1
Coding region: 86-460 (124 amino acids)
Source: RefSeq, a predicted model, not a curated record